Lolium rigidum is the source of this 347-nucleotide messenger RNA. RefSeq names its product protein NOI4-like. The coding region runs from base 81 to 347 and encodes 88 amino acids. The record is from RefSeq and is a predicted model, not a curated record. NCBI's taxonomy places the organism in Eukaryota, Viridiplantae, Streptophyta, Magnoliopsida, Poales, Poaceae. The transcript is spliced from 3 exons.
CCUGCGCUCCAUUUCCAUUCAAGGGGGCAAAAUUUUCUCUCGCGUCUCCAGCUGAAGCGAACCGCCUCCCGUCAACAACCAUGUCGAUGGAGGCUGGUCGCACCAUCCCCAAGUUCGGGCAAUGGGACGUGAACAACCCGGCCUCCGCCGACGGGUUCACGGUUAUCUUCAGCAAGGCCAGGGAUGAGAAGAAGGCCCCCGUCACCAACGUGCACAAGAUCAACAGGUCUACCGACAGCAAGGACGGUAGGACCGAGAAGAUUAACUCCUACAACAACAACAACUCCAGGGCCAAUACAUCGAAGAAAUGGUUCUGCUGCGUGUCGCCGAGCCCCACGCAGCCUUGA